AAUGUCUGGAUUCUGUACAGAUUUGGAUGAAGAAAGUGUUAAGCAGUCUCAAAUAUAUUAUACAGAGUUAUUAUCCUCCCUCUCGGAACGUUAUGACUCUUUUCAUAAAAUAAUUUAUCAAACAAUUUGUAUUUUGGGGGUUAUUGCAAAUAUUUGUGUUGUUGUUGUUUUAUUAAGGCCUACAAUGAGAAAAAACCCGUUCAACCUUUUUCUGAUCGGUAUUGCAAUUUGUGAUAUGUCGCUUAUGGCUUCCUAUUUUAUUUACAAACAAAUUGAACUUUGUCAUCCACUUUAUUUUACCUUUACUUGGAUUGUGUUCACCUAUUCUUAUGCUCUUUUUUCGGUUUUAUUUCACUCUGCUUCUCUUUGGAUUACUGUUAAUAUGGCUGUUUUAAGGUAUCUUGUGUUAAAAAGCAGCUCAAAUUCGUCGAGAAAUUGGCCUCGUUUAAAUACUUAUAAGGCUGCAUCUUUUUCAAUUGUUGCUGCGAUAUUAAUAGCAGCUGUUGGUUCCGCGCCUAAUAUGCUUAGAUAUCAGAUAUUUUACAAGGGUGAAUUACCCGCACCCGAUGUUUGCAAGGCUAAUGGUUCAAAGUUUGCCUCGUUUUACGAAAAACCUGAUUCUAAUGUAUCUGCCUAUAUUUUAGCUCAACCAAGUUUUUGGAAUUGUACUUGGGAGCGUUUUAGCUUUUGGAUAGCUGGUCUUCUUCUAAAAUUAGUGCCUUGCCUUUUAUUAACUAUUUUUAUGACUUUACUUGUUCGAAUGCUUGUUGAAGCACGUGAGAGAAGAAAUCGCCUCCAUAGUGGGAAACAAUCAACACUUUCUUCUUUACCAACCCAAACUAAUAAUGGAAGAGACAAAUCCGUUGGAAAUGAAAAGGGUGCUUCGGGUAGUGGAAAUUCUUCCAAAGUGCAAGCUGAGAGAACAACAGCAAUGUUGACUAUAAUUGUUGCCGUUUUUCUCAUUACCGAACUUCCACAAGGCAUACUUGUUAUUUGGAUGGGUAUUAAACCACAAGUAAAAAAUAAUUUUAAAAAACUCCUAAAAACAAAAUUAAAGGUUCGCUUUGCAAUGGCACAAUUAUCAAAUAUUCUAGAUUUUCUUUCUUUGCUUAAUUCUUCUGUUAAUUUUUUACUUUAUGCUACAAUGUCCAAUUUGUUUAGACACGAAUUUUUACAGACUUUUGGUCAAUGCUGCCCCAAACGAUUUUUUUCGUUAUUUAAUUCAAAGAAAAAACGUGGGGGCUCUACUGACAGAUCUUCAAUUCCUAAUAUUAAUAAUAAAAGUGGUGGGCGUAAUAAUGCUGCACAUCGUGAAAUACAAACAAUGGCAAUAAAAUUAGUGAGGAAAUAUUUGUUUUUUUAAAU
Messenger RNA from Meloidogyne enterolobii, 1365 nucleotides. NCBI's taxonomy places the organism in Eukaryota, Metazoa, Nematoda, Chromadorea, Rhabditida, Meloidogynidae. The record is from the annotation of a GenBank genome assembly.